CAACAGCAGCACAAUCUUGACCGGAUCCCGUCAAGAUGAAGCUCAACAUCUCCUACCCGGCCAACGGCUCGCAGAAGCUGAUCGAAAUCGAAGAUGAGCGCAAGCUCCGUGUCUUCAUGGACCGCCGUAUGGGCCAAGAAGUGCCUGGCGACAGUGUGGGCGACGAGUUCAAGGGAUACAUCUUCAGAAUCACCGGCGGCAACGACAAACAGGGCUUCCCAAUGAAGCAGGGUGUCAUGCAUCCAACUCGUGUCCGCCUCCUCCUCGCCGAUGGCCACUCCUGCUACCGUCCACGCCGCACCGGUGAGCGCAAGAGAAAGUCUGUUCGUGGCUGCAUCGUCGCUAUGGACUUGUCGGUCCUCGCCCUCUCCAUCGUGAAGCAGGGUGACGCAGACAUUCCAGGCCUCACGGAUACCGUACACCCCAAGCGCUUGGGUCCAAAGCGCGCGACCAAGAUUCGCCGCUUCUUCGGUCUCAGCAAGGAAGACGAUGUCCGCAAGUUCGUCAUCCGUCGUGAGGUGCAGCCAAAGGAGGGCAAGGAGGGUGCCAAGCCAUACACCAAGGCUCCUCGCAUCCAGCGUCUGGUCACUCCUCAGCGUCUCCAGCACAAGCGCCAUCGCAUCGCACUCAAGCGCCGCCGUGCAGAGGCCGCCAAGGAUGCUGCCAACGAGUACGCCCAGAUCCUCCACAAGCGUGUUGCUGAGGAGAAGGCCAAGGCUGCAGAUAUCAAGAAGCGCCGCGCUUCCAGCAUGCGCAAGUAAGCAAUAGGCGCAUCAUUCUGCGAAAAAGGCGCAAUGGGAAGGGUUAUGUUAUGGUCUACGAGCGAAGCAUGAAGACUUCGUGAUGAUGGGGAUCAAUAUCGCCGGUGCACCAUUCAGCGUGACAGGGUCAGGACGGCGUUAGCAUUGAAUAGUCUUCGAUAUCCCCAGAGCUGCAAGCAGCGGCUUCGAAUGCAUCAAGCGGCAGACGUUCUCCCUAUUAUG
Pseudocercospora fijiensis CIRAD86 is the source of this 983-nucleotide messenger RNA. RefSeq lists its product as uncharacterized. Gene Ontology annotation, biological process: translation. Bases 36 to 761 code for a protein of 241 amino acids. The transcript has 3 exons. Gene Ontology annotation, cellular component: ribosome. Gene Ontology annotation, molecular function: structural constituent of ribosome. Lineage: Eukaryota; Fungi; Ascomycota; Dothideomycetes; Mycosphaerellales; Mycosphaerellaceae. The record is from RefSeq and is a predicted model, not a curated record.